AUGCCACAGAAACAACCAGGGAAGUCAGUAACCUCAAAGAGUACACUUCCUCCAACAUCCUGGAUUCCUGGUCCCAGUGACCUUGCAAAAGCUCCCCAUGAAGUGCCAUCUGGGUGCUGCAGGAAGUGGAUCAAAGAGACCAAUUCAGCUGGGGUCAGGCUGGCAAAGCAAGGAGGCCGAUCUGACCUGCUGAAGCCCUGUGCUCCUGUGACAAUGAAGUCCUCUCCAGCAGCGUAUGCUGUGCCUGACUGGUACUCACACUGCUCCAAUCCCACAGUGACCGAUGAGCCACGGAGCUGUGUUUCCUCUCUACCAGAUUAUAUGAUUCACAGAGAGUUUAAGGCUGAUGACCAUCACGAUAACAGAUACGAGAGAAGAAGAGGGACUUUUGAUUUUGAUAUGAAAAGUGUUUGGCAGCAAGAUGCUGAGGAUGAAGAAAACACAGGGAAAAAUAAGGUAAAGCUCCCAGCUAUAAACCCUAAAUAUACAGGCAGAAUGACAAAUGUUUCUACAAAGAAGGAAUUUAGUGGGAAAAAUAAGCUCUCCUUCCCACCUAUACCUGCUCAGAGAAAAAGUGAAGCAGUAAACUUUAGCAAAUCAAUUAGCAAUGGUUAUGGGACUGAGUGGUUUCAGCAGUGUACUGGAUGGGAAAAAAAGAUUCAAGAAACGCCAGAAAAUAGUGAGCAGUCCAAAGAUUCAGAGCCAUCACAGUCUGAAUCAGCACCUGCAAGCAACAAGUCAAAGCCACCAUUUCAGGAAU
Pterocles gutturalis (yellow-throated sandgrouse) is the source of this 760-nucleotide messenger RNA. Its product is annotated as chromosome unknown open reading frame, human C7orf57. The annotation marks the transcript as partial. The record is from RefSeq and is a predicted model, not a curated record. The transcript has 6 exons. Lineage: Eukaryota; Metazoa; Chordata; Aves; Pterocliformes; Pteroclidae.